Messenger RNA from Penicillium cinerascens, 1708 nucleotides. RefSeq names its product WD domain protein. The transcript has 3 exons. Gene Ontology annotation, cellular component: nucleus. Gene Ontology annotation, biological process: regulation of DNA damage checkpoint. Gene Ontology annotation, molecular function: DNA binding; protein binding. Lineage: Eukaryota; Fungi; Ascomycota; Eurotiomycetes; Eurotiales; Aspergillaceae. The record is from RefSeq and is a predicted model, not a curated record. The coding region runs from base 28 to 1596 and encodes 522 amino acids.
UUUAGAUUUCAUCAUUUACGGGACACCAUGGGUAACGAACCAACCGCUGGACUCUCAGAGUUCGAAAAACAGCGACUUGCCAACAUUGCGGAGCGAGAUGCGCUUUUGAAGCAGUUGAAUCUCAAGGCGCAAUCCAAUGGCAUCUUCGGCGCCCCAAAGACCCCUCGGAACGGCACAUCAAAACCGAAGAAGCCAACUCCGAAGCGCAUCAAGGAGGAGGAUUCACCUGCACUGCCCCGACGUCAGUCAUCCCGCCUGAAGGGCAUUGCGGCCGAAAGCGAGGUCCUCAAGCGCAAGGCCGAAGAUGACUAUGAAGCGGCCAAAGAGGUUGAACGCGCCAAGAAGAUGCGUCGAACCGAUGAGUUCACGCAGAGUGACAUGUUUAUUGCUGGGCAGAAGUUGAGUGGAGACAGUCUUGUUGGUGUGGACGUCAUUACGAAAGGUGUCGCAGAGCCAUACGUGCGUACGUUUGACGACGACGAUAUCAAGAAAACGACGGACAAGGACUUGAAGGCCCUGCGGGAGGAGAUGAGUGGGCUUCAGCUCUGGGAAGCAUGGGACCCGCAGAGAAUCAAGAUCACUCCGGAGCGAGUCUAUGCCAUGACUUUCCACCCCUCGGAGACGAAGCCGCUCAUUUUCGCUGGAGAUAAAAUGGGCCAUCUCGGUAUUCUGGAUGCAUCGCAGGAGAAGCCAGCCGCGGGCGACGACGACGACGAGGACGAUGACCCCGAUCCAGUUCUCACUACCCUCAAACCCCACACGCGCACCAUUAGCUGCAUGAUGGUCCACCCUUCUAAGCCCACCCACCUCUACACGGCCAGUUACGACAGUUCAAUUCGCGAGUUGGAUCUUGAGAAGACGACCUCCGUUGAGAAAUACGGACCGGAUUCGACAAACAUUGACGAGGCCGUCUCUGCUCUCGACAUGGCAGGGGACGACCCCAACACAUUGUACUGGACUACUUUGAAUGGUGGAUUUGGUCGCUAUGAUACGCGCACUCCUCUUUCCGAAAAGACAGUCUCGACCUGGCAGCUUUCCGAAAAGAAAAUUGGUGGCUUUACUCUGUGCCCUUCGCAGCCUCAUUAUUUCUCAACCGCAAGUCUGGAUCGGUUUCUGAGAGUGUGGGAUCUGCGCAAUCUGUCUUUUAACGACCCGACUCCGGUAGCUGAACACGAGAGCCGUCUUUCUGUUUCCCAUGCUGCAUUCAAUGCCGCUGGUCAAAUCGCUACCUCCUCAUAUGACGACACGCUCAAGCUUUAUGACCUUGGCGCCAAGGGUCUCUCAAGCUGGAACAAAGGUCACACUCUUUCCGACAAGGAAUUCCGCCCUGAUACCGUGGUCAGACAUAACUGCCAGACUGGUCGUUGGGUUACCAUUCUUCGACCCCAGUGGCAGCUAAACCCCCAGUCCCACAUUCAACGUUUCUGCAUUGGCAACAUGAACCGCUUCGUCGACGUCUAUAGUGGCUCUGGCGAUCAGCUUGCCCAGCUGGGCGGCGAAGGCAUCACUGCUGUCCCUGCCGUUGCUGUGUUUCACCGCAGCAAGAACUGGGUUGCUGGUGGCACUGCCAGUGGAAAGGUCUGUCUCUGGAUGUAGAUAUGACUAUGUGUGGAAAGUACGGAGUUGCGGCUUUUUGCUGGCUGUGUUUAGCCAUUUGCUAUCUGAUGGCCACUGGCGUUUUGUGGGGAUGUCUCAGUUAGCAAGAUAC